Drosophila grimshawi is the source of this 1925-nucleotide messenger RNA. RefSeq lists its product as uncharacterized. The transcript has a single exon. Bases 155 to 1900 code for a protein of 581 amino acids. The record is from RefSeq and is a predicted model, not a curated record. NCBI's taxonomy places the organism in Eukaryota, Metazoa, Arthropoda, Insecta, Diptera, Drosophilidae.
AAACACAUUCAGGAGCAAAAAAUUUGGUUGGAUUUGCUUGGGAGCUAUACUGAUCUGUGUAGUGCGAUAUAUACAGGUUGUACUUGUUUGUUUCAAAGAAAUCGAUCAGGAACUUAUUACGGAGGAUUACUUUGUGAAUACCUCAGGCUGUCGCAUGCUGGCCAUGAAUGCAUUUCCGAAAAUAUCACUUAAGUACCUUCGGAGAGUAGAACCCACAAAAUGCAACGGAACGCAACUAUUUCGUAGCGAAACCGUAUCGGGAAAGAACUUUCUGAUAAUAUCGAUGUCGCAGAGGGAGAUUGAGAGGAGCUACGGGGUGAAAAGCCUAUCCGAAGUUAGCUGUAAAUAUACGAAAGUUAUUCGAUAUAAUGACCACUUCAACCGAAAUACGAUUAACAGAACGAUUCGCUUGAGAGAUCAAAUGCGACUUAUUAAAGUCGCUGACGGUCCCAGAAUACUGCGAAUCUAUUGUUAUGUGCGUAACAAGUUGGUCUACCACGAUGUGCAUAUCUUUUUGCCAGCACCGGCUCUGCGAACUAAAAUCCCAGGCAGUUCAAGACCAGAUCGCUUAUCUGUUAUGAUACUGGGCAUCGAUUCCAUAUCACACAUGCACUUUAUACGCUCGAUGCCUUUGACGGCUUCCUUCAUAAGGGAGCAAUCACAUGUUGAGUUUUGGGGCUAUAAUCGAGUCGGCCUCAACUCGUUUCCCAACAUUGCUCCCCUGUUGAGUGGCCAGAGCGAAACGGAGCUGGAAGCUGGAUGUUAUCGCGAUAAGUUGUAUUUUGACAGAUGCAGGCUACUGUGGAAUCACUUCAAGGAUGCGGGCUACAAUACGAGCUUCGGCGAAGACAACAGCGCGAUUGGCACAUUCACUUAUGUGAAGCAAGGUUUCCAGCAUCCGCCCACCGAUUUCUAUUUGCGUCCCGCAAUGCUGGAGAUAAAUACCCACACCCGCUAUAGCCUCGAUAAACGCAAUUUGAUUCAUUGCAGUGCUGGUCGUCAUUUUGCUGAGAUCCAUCAUGAAUUCAUUCACAAGUUGCUGCCUCAUUUGGAGGGCGGACGACCUCACUUUUCGUUCUUCUGGGAAACGCAAGGAGUGCACGACUACUUCAAUUAUGCUCAGCUGUUGGACGAAAGCUAUCUAAAACUAUUCCAUCAACUGCAGCACAAGCAUAUUUUGGAUACAACUCUUGUCCUGUUCAAGGCCGAUCAUGGUUUACGGUUCGGUUCAUAUCGCGGCAGUUCCCAGGGCAGGCUCGAGGAAUCGCAGCCUUUUCUCAUAGCUCUGUACCCCAAAUGGCUGGAGAAGGCUUACCCGCUUGCUAUAUCGAAUUUGCGGCAUAAUGCCAAUAGUCUCGUUACAACAUACGACUUACAUGCUACUCUCAAGGAUUUGACUAACUUAAAACUGCUCCGUGAUGACAAUAUUGCAAAUCGAACGACUGUGCUUCAGGGACUGGGACCAAAGAUGCCUCGAGGCAUUAGCCUCUUUCUGCCCAUACCAGAUGAGAGAGAUUGUGAUUUAGCCAGCAUUCCAGCUCACUUUUGUCUAUGUCGCAACUUGCAUAAGAUACCAUCGACUGAUGGUAGAUCUCGUCGGGCUGCUCACUUCGUCGUGGAGAGUAUCAACCUACUGAUAAGGACGCAUCCACUCUGCCAGAGAUUGCAGUUAAGGGAGGUCCAAGAAGCGUUCAUUCUUAAUCGGCUCGGUGAAGAAAAGAAGUUUGAGAUCAUGGUUCGAUUGCAGACGUAUCCGGGCGAAGGACAAUUUGAGGGAACUACGCGAUUUACGUCGGAUUCACUGGCAUUAAAUGGAGCUAUAACCCGUAUUAAUCGAUACGGCAACCAAUCAUAUUGUGUGCACAAUUCUCACAUCGAAAUGUACUGCUAUUGCUUAUAAAGAUUUCUAUACCCACUUUGGCUUA